UUCAGGCCCUCCAAUUCCGGUACUCAAUAGGUGAGCAUAUCAGGUAGUUCUAUCUGAACCAGUUCAUUAAUUCUAUGGUGACCAUUCUCCCUAGUUCCGAAAUCCGGUGGAAAUCCCAGUACUCGGCCUCAAAUACUAGCUCAAGCAAUCACAUUCGAACAGACGUAUCUAUAAUAUUUUGAUUUCAGAGUGUGCCCAAAGACGGCAUUAGUCUCAUCUUUCUAUAAUAUAUACUCUACCGUCUACCUCACGAGAAGCGUGCCAAUACUAUGGCGAGUUUCCACCAAAUUGUUCGCUCCCAUUUAUUUGCGAUCAAAAAUGUGUAGGCGACAGCGCAAGUCCAUAGCUGGCAUGGUUUCGCAGGUUGCAAUUUCGCGCGGACAUUUUAGAAAUGUUCACACGCAGUUUGUUUGUGUUUGCUGGAGUGAGUAGUUCCGAAGAAAACAUCCAUUGUGUGCGUCACAGUGACGCACAGUGUUAUACAUCGGUGGAAUCUCGCCCUGAUACUUCCUCAGUGUGGGAUAGUACGCAACUGUUUUGGCUGUACGCUAAAGGUGCCUAUCACAACAGCGCUAGAUCAUUAGGAACUAUUGGAUCAUAUGUUUAGUUUUUACAAUGUUGUACCUCUAUGUUUGCUACUUAUUCUCGGGAGUGUCAUAACGGUGAUGGUAAUUCGAUAUCAUAACAGUAGUUAUUGUUUGUUCAACACCGCAGGCCGACUUUCAGAGCAAUCCUUUUGUAGCGUUCCGAUCUUCAUUUGGAGCAGUAGUGUGGUGGCAUUGUGCUGUGAUGGCCGAUAUAUGGACUAUUCUUGUGAUACUCUUUGCGCUCAUAGAGACUGUACGACUCGAUUCCUCGUUUCUAGACGACGUAUUAGAGGAUCCACCGUUAACAAGAUCCCUUGGCUUCGCAAUACGGAAGAGGUUUGACAAGACGCUGGAUGACGCGAGACUCAACCAGGAGUAUAUGUACCGCUACAAUGAGAUGCUCAAGGCCAGUCAGGAGUCGUUUGAAAGCUUCGCCAGUCGAGACGAGAGAAGGCUUCGCCGAGUCGUCGGUGAUCAUAAUUACGAAAUUAUGAGAGAAGGUGUUCUAGACCGUCGCCGCAACGCGCCUCGUUUUCAGUCUCCCGUCGGCAGGCGAAGAGCUCGCACGCAAGCCCUGCGCCGACAGAAACUGAACAGCCAGAGUUUGAGGAGUCACCUCCAACACUCCCGACAAACCACCGCCGAUUACAAUACGCUCAGGAUCAAAAGAUACAGGGGAAUGAUAAAACGUAUCUUUUAUUCUCGUUUUUGUGCAAAAUGUGGUUCAAAUCUUUUACAAACAAAUUAAUAGGUAAUAAUUUCUAAUUCCUUUAGCAAGACUUACUUAAAGUAUAAUUAUAAAAUAAUAAAAGUAUAUUAAGUAAGAAUAAUACUAAAAUUAUGCGAAAAUGUAUCUCUUCACUCUCACCAUUUAAUCAGCCAGUUUUAAGGUUUAGUUACCUACUUAGUUACCACCUUAAUUCAUAGUUUAACAAUAUUUUAAUUUAAGUAAUUAUUUUUCGUGUAACUAUGUAUUAAUGUACUUACUGAAAUAAACUUUAUGGAUGAA
This is a messenger RNA of Helicoverpa armigera (cotton bollworm), 1596 nucleotides long. RefSeq lists its product as uncharacterized. Bases 790 to 1335 code for a protein of 181 amino acids. NCBI's taxonomy places the organism in Eukaryota, Metazoa, Arthropoda, Insecta, Lepidoptera, Noctuidae. The transcript has 4 exons. The record is from RefSeq and is a predicted model, not a curated record.